Molecule: messenger RNA, 447 nt
Organism: Ictalurus furcatus (blue catfish)
Lineage: Eukaryota; Metazoa; Chordata; Actinopteri; Siluriformes; Ictaluridae
Product: protein BTG1-like
Exons: 2
Coding region: 1-447 (148 amino acids)
Biological process (GO): negative regulation of mitotic cell cycle; negative regulation of cell population proliferation
Cellular component (GO): nucleus; cytoplasm
Source: RefSeq, a predicted model, not a curated record
AUGAAAGCCGAGGUGUCCACAGCUGUGAACUUUAUUACCACGUUACUGAGAGGAACAGGACUUCUGUCUGAAGAACAACUCCAACACUUCAGACAUUCUCUGGAAGAGGCUUUAGGAGAGCAUUAUGAGGACCACUGGUUUCCCGACGCACCGUUUAGAGGUUCGGGAUAUCGCUGUAUCCGGAUCAAUCACAAGAUGGACCCGCUAGUAGGGAAGGCCGCUUACACCAUCGGCCUUAGCGGGAAGCAGCUUUUAUCCCUCUUACCCUGCCAGCUUACGAUGUGGGUCGACCCCUACGAAGUGUCGUAUCGUAUAGGGGAGGACGGGUCCAUUGGUGUACUGUAUGAGUCCACACCGCCGCCGGAGACUCAUCUGAACUCUGUGGACAGCUGCAAAGAGAAACUGAGACUGGGUCACUCGAGGACUGUGAUGACUGUCUCCAGCUAA